Bursaphelenchus okinawaensis is the source of this 7260-nucleotide messenger RNA. The record is from the annotation of a GenBank genome assembly. NCBI's taxonomy places the organism in Eukaryota, Metazoa, Nematoda, Chromadorea, Rhabditida, Aphelenchoididae.
AUGUCGGAUUCAACUGGUUUUUUCUUAAAACAGACAACUUUUGCACAUUCGGAACAUCGAACAAAGUUUAAGGUACGGGACAGCAUAUGGAAUCCGGUGCUUGAUGUGUUAGCACUUGCUUCAACUGAAGGAGAGAUCUGUUUGAAACGGGUACAUUGGAAAACUGGUUGGAAAGUAAGUUUUUGUUCUUUUGAAGGUUGUGGUUUAGAUUGAUUUACUUGCAAUUACGGAGAAUUGGAAAUUUAGCUAUAGACGAGGCAUGGAUAAUAUUGGACUUUUUGAUGGGUUCUUGAGGAAAUUAUGGUUGGAUCUUUAGAUAUAAGUUAGAGUAAAGAAUAAAAAAGGUUUUAAGCUAUAAAUCAGAAAUUUUGCUUUGCAACAUAUUAAACUAUCUCUAUUUAGAAAAAAAUAGCUCCAGAAGCGGUAUUUUACACAAAAUGGUCGAGAAACACGUCAGAUCUGAACAAGGAAGAUGUUGGUGCAUUUUCAUGUUUUGCAUGGUCACCAGACGGAAGUGUUUUAGCUGUUUGUUUUGAACUAGGAGUGUGUCAUUUGCUGGAUGUUAACGACGGAACGAUAUUAUACACGCUUCGAAUGAAUGGCGAGAACUAUACCCACUUAAAGUGGUUUAAACUGGAUUGUUUGAGCAGUUUUGCCAAAGAUAUUACACCGAAGACAUUGUUUAACUAUGACGGAAGUCUUGGGCCGGUAAGCGUUUGAUUUUUGUUGAAUUUUUAGGUUAUAUUACACUUGAUAUCUGAUGUCGGACUUUGUAGGCUUUUGGCUAAAAACUGACUUUCUGGGCUAAAAAAUGGGUUUAAAAUUGUAAAAUAAUAAAUUGUAGAGUUUCACAAAUAAGAAAAUGGUAUUUUAGGUAAAAUCCGAUCAUUUAAAGACCAAAGAAUCUGAUAGUUGUCGAGAUCAUUAUAAGAUUGUUCAAGGUAUAGAACAUUAUUGUCAUGGCAAGAUACAGAAGGCGUUGUUGGACACAGUUUUGAUUGCAGCUGGGCCAAAAGAAGAGUUUGUUGGGUUUGAUGUGUAUAUGGGUGGAGUUUUGUUAAUCAAAAGUGUUGUUAUUGAUGAUAAGUUCAUGAGUCCUGGUAGGUGUCAUGGGUAAUAUAUUUUUUAAAGUUUAAAUGGUUUUUUGAAGGUUUUAGUGUAAAAUGCUUAAUGUUAUUAUUUUCUGAUGUACGUAAGCUUUUAAAAAUGUUUAAAAAAUAUUUUGAAGGUAUGAAUAUAUUACUACCUAAAAUAUUAUAAAUUUUAGUAUGUGACCGAAUUUCGACCGAAGUGUCAGAUAUAUGUUUACUACCCAAUUCCGACAUUCAAAUAGCUUUGUCAACAAUGUCAUUUGGCACUCCUAAUUUUGAUCAGGACUGUGGAUUUGAAAUUCCAACGAAUUCAGAAGGUCCAUCAGCUGGAUCGACCGUUUACCUGGUCGAUUUUGACGUGGGAUUGAAAAAUGAGAAAAGGGUGAAAUGUUUGGCCAAAGUUGCUGCUAGAACUUGUCAUAUCUUUCAUUUAAUGACCAACAUACGGGAAACCUUCUUAAAAACAGUUUCCGAUUGGGAGUCUCAAAGUGAGGUGGGUCUUCUUCUUUUGGUUGUUACCGUAAUUUUUAGGUAUAAUUUGUACUGGAAGUUGUAUUUCAUAGAUGACCAAGAUUUUAAGCUUUGAUUUAAGCCUCAAAUUAUAUUUCUAUCUUAACUUUGGCAGAAGUUACAUCAAAAAUAAAAAAAACUUGAGUUAGGUCAAAACUCUUAAUUUUGAUCUCUAAAACAACCUUUUUUAUGUAUCACCUCUUUAUUUUCAGAUAUUCCACUCAAAUAUUUUUAAAAAGCUCUUCGAAAACUAUCAAAGUCAAACGAGUGGAAAGGUUUCGGACUUUUGUCUGGAUUUUGUGGGCUACAUCCUAACUGGACAUGCUCCAGACGCCUUCGCUCAUUCCUUCUUCAGAGACAUAAGACAAAAGCAGUGGAAGCCGGCUAAGGAUUUUGUGAUGAAACAUAUUCCGUAGGUUUAUAAUCAACCGCUUUUAUGAGAUUUUUGGUUCUAGUGGUACUAAAAACUGAAAAGUGUACCAGUAAUACCAAAAAUAUUUUUUUUGAAAAUUUGAUUAAAAUAUGUUAAAACACACCAACAUAAACUCAAAACGCCGUAACUUUCUUUAAAAACACCUAUUUUCAGAUAUCUAACUCACAUUGUAAAAAGACACCUUAUAGUAGGUGUAGGCAUACUGUAUGUUCAUAUAAGUGCCCUAAUUGGCCAACUAAAUCAAUAUGAAGAGUCGGAGCGUCUAAAACUUUUUGAUGGUGGAUUACCCGACUUUGAUCAAGCACCGUCAAGCUCUGAUUGUGUUGAAGAAUGCCAGAAAGCAUUGGUACUAACGUCAUUGUUAAGAAGAAAGUUGAAGCAACUACUGGAUGUGGCUGGAGAGAAUUGGUGGGUUUAGCUUGGAGUUUGAGUUUAAUUAGGUUUGAAAUUUGUGUUUAGGCUUAUAAAGUAGGCUUAGAUUUCGGUGUUGAAAGCGCAAAUUCUGGAUUAAGUGUGAGAUUUUAGGCUUAAAGGUGAAGUUUAGGCUUAAAAAUGAAUUAUAGGCUUAAAAAUGAAUUUUAGGUUUAAAAGUGAAAUUUUAGGCUUAAAUUUAAAUUUUAGACUUAAAAAUGAAUUUUAGGCUUAAAAAUGAAAUUUAGGCUUAAAAAUACAACAUUUUAAACGCAUUUUUUUUUAACUUCAGGGCCGACCUAAAGUACAUGCUCCAACUAUUCUGUACCCAUCCGGACAACGAAGGCCUUGAAAUUGAAAUUGACAACGAUGGAGAUGGAAUCCUAAGAGAACGUGACUUUGAACUAUUAAUAAAGUUCGUGGCCAAUGCUCUGGUCCAGCCGGAAAUGUGGUCGGAAAACAAAAACUGGUUCGAUUUUAUAGAAUUAUGGAUGAAAUGCUUAAAAUCAGAUGAUGAAUUGUCAAAAGAAUAUAAAGGAAGACUGGUCUGUAAUCCCAAUUGGCUAAAACAUCGAACUUUUGACAGAAUUGCACCGAUUCUUGGGGUUUGUAACGAUAUUCCGGCGAUGAACAUUAGGGAGGAGGUAAGGAUUUUAGUUUUGAAACUAAAUUAUAACAGUGAAUAAGGGUGAAAGUUUGGGCUUUGUAAGAUUAUUCUGAGUAUAUUUAGGCUUAGUAGAACGGUGUGGGCUUAAGAUUUAUAAGCUUGGUUUUAGUGGGCUUAUGCUGAAUAGGCUUAGGCUUAGUAGACUUUGGCUUAAUACGCGUAUAUUUAUAAGCUGAGGCUUGGUAGGCUUUGGUUCAGCGGGUUUAGGCUUGAAUUUCAUGCUUAGUAGGUUUAAAUUUGACAUUAUUUCUGUAUGCUCGGCCGUGAUGGGCUUAGGCUUGUUUUAUGCCCAGCAGGUUUGAACUUGUAGUAGAAAUUCAAAAAGUAAAUGAUAAGUGACAAAAUCAAUGUCAUAGUACUCGUAGGAAAAUAGACUCAAAUCCAUAAAGGUCAUUUGUUGGGUCGUUUUACAUCGAGGCGAAUAUUAUAUAAAACUACAACAUUACAUAAGAAAAAGUUGCGCAAUACUAUUUCUUGCAAUUUCUCUAAGGCUUUCUUGUUAUAACAUCAAUGUUAGGUAAUAUAGCAGGUAUUUAAUCAGUAAUUAGAAUCGUAACGGGCCGGGACGGGCCCAACUUGUUGGCUUGGUCAACCCUUUCGUUUUUUGCCUAGUUUGGGGUUUUGGGGCUUUGAUUUAGACCUGGCAUUUGGGCCACAUGUGCCGGCCAUCCCCUUUUAAAGUUUCAAUAAAUUACGUUGGUUUUAGGAGGUCGAAGCCACAAAACAAGAAAGAGAAGGUUUGAAUUCAACGAAAUUCAAAACGGAACUGAGUGUGGAACGGAUUGCCACAGUGUCCAGUUGUCUACAUUACCUUUUCGAUACACUUGAAGGUAUAUACACCAAAGGGACUACAGAAGUUUGCAGGUUUGUCUUCUUUUUUGUAAAACUUUUUUGUUACCUAAAUUAUUAAAAAAAAGUUUUUAUUAACUACUAAAACGUUUAUAAAAUUCAUAAUUUGUUACCUAAAAUUCUAAGUUAGUUGUUGUAUUAUUUAAAACUACUAUAGUUUUAUUUUAUUACCUAAAAUAUAAAAAAAGUUGUUUUGUUACCUAAAAAUGUCAUGAAAGUCAAAUUUUGUUACCUAAAUUAUCAUAAAUUUCAUUCUAGUGAAUUUGCCAAGCCAUUACAGCCGAAAAAACAUGUUGUGAUAGAGUACUGUCAUCCAGAAGCGGCCACAAAAAUAAAUAUUUUCAAUUGGAACGACGUGAAAUUGGUUCAUGAAUUCAUGCAGAAGCCUGUCGUUGAAUCAACCCUGGCCAAGAUACAGGACUUUGAAGCCUGUUUCGAUGCUGAUUUCAAUUCACUUAUUGUUUGUGAGUUAUAUUUGACAUUUUAUAGUGGUUUCGGUACAGUAUGAUAUUUAUGGUGCUAUAUAGUACUUAUGGUGCUGUAUAGUAUUUGUAGUGCUAUAUAGUACUUAUGGUGCUAUGCAGUAUGUUUUUUUGAUAUCUUUUGGACUGGUAAAGUAUGUGAGGGGUGAAAAGUACUGUUUUCUAUAAUAUAUUUUUGUUGGUACUUUUGGUACUAGUUUUGAUACUACUGGUACUGUUUUUUUGUAUUACAUAGUAGUGCUGAGAAAGGAUUUGAGAGAUGAAAAGUACUAUUUUUUGAAAUAUUGUUUUUAAUACUUGUGUUACUUUUUUUGGUACUAAUGGUGCUGUUUUUGGUACUAAUGGUACUGUUUUUGAUACUAACAGUGCUAUGUAGUAUCUGUAGGAAAGAGUUUAUAAAAAGUAUCGUUUUGCCGUUUUAGUUCUUUUGGUACUGUUUUUGGUACUGCUGGUACAGUUUUGUUACAAUUGGUACUGUUUUAGUACUAACGCUACUAUACAGUAUCUGUAGUAAACAGUAUAUUAAAAGAUAUUGUUUUGCCGUUUUAAUUUUGAUAGUACUGUUUUUGUCGUUUUUGGUACUAAAAGUACUAUAUAGUAUCUUUAGUAAUGUACUUAGAAAAAGUAUUAUUUUGCUAUUUUAGUACAUCGCCGAUCAGCUACAACACUUCAACUAUACGCUUCAAUUGAUAUACGCUCAGAGUACAACAACUGUCCAUACGAGUUUUGUGCUACAGCACCAAAAAACCUGGUCAAAUUGGCCAAAUUUGGGGUUUCACAUGAGGUAAGAACAGGUUUUUGAGGGGUUUUGAAGGUGGAAAGAAAGUUAUUGCAAAAAAAAUUUUUUUUUGAGAUUUUGGUUGUUGGAAAGAAAGUUAUUGCGGUUUUUGAAUUUUUUUGAAAUUUCGUUUGUUGGAAGGAAAGUUAUUGCGGUUUUUAUUUUUUUUUGAAAUUUUGGCUGUUGGAAAGAAAGUUAUUGCGGUUUCCUCGAUUUUUCAAACUUCAAAAAUGUAUUUUACAGUGUAACCAAAACAAAUCAACUCUCCUGAACAUGUUCAUGAAUGGCAAGUUCCACGUGUCAGACUUUGAAGUGUAUGGGGCAGGGUCAAUGUACUUUAUGGCCGACGUUUGUGAACAAGACCAGUCGGCUGGAGCGAACCCGGUCUACCUGGUCAAAUGUGACGUUCUUGGUCAGAUGUGCUUUGUCGAUGAUGUGAGUUUGGCAUAUUGAUAUAUAGAGGUUUUUUUCACGAGAAAUCUACAUUUGUUACCUAAAAUCUUAACGACAUUGUUAAUAUUAGGUUGUUCAAAUGACUUUGAGCCUUAUUUCAGAGCAAAUUUUGGGGGAGGGGCUCAGAAUUAUUUGAACAACUUAAAAUAAUUUUUUUUGAAAUUUCAAAAUUUUUUAAAAUUUAAAUUUUUUUUAAAAUUUUAAUUUUUUUAAAUUUUAAACUUUUCAGCUCCCAAUUACCCACUCAAACGAUGGCGUUCUGAAUGUAGCACCAAGAAGAGCGGUGGGAGUACUAUUUGAACGAGAAUUUGAACUUGUAAAGUGGUUUGACUUGGAAAUGAACUCUCUAAAUCAACCAGAAAAUGAUGAAAAUGUAUCUACCGGCUUCACAAAUUCAUUCAGUUUCAGUCCACUCAAGUACAAACGAGAAGUUCGAGGUAAUUGCGUUGAGUAGGGGAAAUUAUGUUGAGGCAGGGGGAAUUAUGUUGAGUUAUGGGUAGUAUCAGGGACGUAGUAUUUGGGGGAGUUUGGGAUCACAUACGGAGAUUUGAUUAGUGUUCAAAUAAUUCUGCGCUCCUUCUGAAGCAAAUUUUUAGGGUUAGGGGUGCAGAAUUAAUUGAACAAUUUAGUUUAUUGGGUUAUAUUGAGUGGCUCAAAAAGUUCUGCGCCCUCUAACUUCAAAACUUGCUUUAAGAGGGGGCACACAAUUAUUUGAAAAAUCUAAUAUUAUUGAUUUUUGCAAGAUUUUAAGUAACAUUUUGUCAUUUUUUGAAAUUUUAGGUAACAUUUUUUGAUUUUUUUGAAAUUUCAGGUAACAAUUUCUGGGUUUUUUGAAAUUUUAGGUAAUAUUCUGUGAAUUUUUCCAAAUUUUAGAUGACAAUUCUUAAAAAUUUGCCCUGUUUUAGACAAUGAAUCAAUGGAUCUGUCCCAAACCUCGAUCCUAGGCUCUCAAAAUCGAACCCUAAGGCAAAUCAAAACAGAACCAAUAGAAGAAGACGAGGAAGAUGAAGACAUUCCGCAACCAGUCAAUUUAGACGACUAUGCCAUUUACAUCGAACUGGACAGCUCGCCAUCUCCAGAAACACCGAACCGAGAUGGGAUGAGUUCGCUGGGAACGCCGAGAAGGUUCCUCUCAACGUCACCAAUGAGUGAAUGGAGACUGGUCGAGGACAGGGAUUCACCGGUCAAUAUGGUAGGGAUAGGAUGUAGUUUAGUACAUUACAAUUGCUCUAUGUUGCUUUAUAUUGUCAUAAGUAACGUUUGAUUUCCAGCGCACAAGGUCAAUAUCCUCCAACUCGGACUCGGCCUCACACCGUUCAUCAAUCAACACGGUCGACCCGUCAGAUGAGGAUGAAGACGAACGUCGUGAACGCUUAGAACAAGAAGAACAAGCCGAAGGAGACCCGGAGAAUGUGUCAGAGAACAGUAAUCAUGUACUAGAAGAAGUGGCAGGCCCCAAUCAAGACUCUAUGGACUUUGCUGGUUCAGAUCAUUCAGAACAAUAUUACUCGUUCCAAGAAGGCGAUCAACAAGACGCUGAUGACGACACGACAAGAUCUCCGGGACAGCCAGCUAGUCCACACUGA